UUAGGUGCUUUUCAUGUUCAGGGGGAAUGUUAACCCUCUUAAGCCACAUUAUGUCAGAAACAGCAAUGCAUGCCAUGAAGAAGACAAUUCUGCGACUGUAGUAUACUAGUAGUUCAUUAAUAUAGCCUAAAGUUUAACGCUAUAUUAAGCUUGUAAUUUCAUAUAAUUCAGAGUCGUUCACAAACAGCCACAUUUACCUCCGCAAACAUUUGGAAAACCGAAAAUUAGCUUAAUUAUUCAAUAUACUGUUCUUGAUUUUAUUUAGGAUUUCUAGAUAUCACGGGAUAAUCAUUCAGUUACUCAAACACUAAGCCAACAUAGCCUGGAGUGAAUGUGUUUGGGGCAGAGACCGUAAAAAAUAGGUUUGGGGAUCAUGAAACCUUUGAAUGGCUAUGCCGGGACGCUGACGCGACCUUGCUUUUGAAUGUAAUCCCGUUUGUGAACGCCCUGCCAUCUCUGGCCGAAUAUCUUCCAUCAUUUGAUCCGGGGCAUCAGCGCUGUGUGUACUGAGCGAUGUGUCGGGAGGCCCAGCUGUCAGGGCUAAUGGCGGAACAAUUGAGUGUUGCCGUGCGAACGGCUGUUUCUUGUUAUUUUAAUACCUGACCUUACACUGUUGUCAUUCUGUCAUUGGAAAAGGGUUUAGAGCUCAUCUUGGAGAAUUAGCCUGACUUUAUGAAGCUAGUUACAGGGUCUCUGGCGGGAGGUACUAUUUUAAUAAACAGGGCUAAACUCAUUGUAGGAGAGGAGGAUAAAAGAGACUGAGAGACAGUUACUGCCAGAAGAACACUAACUAGCCUUAGCAUCAACCAGGAGGAGCCUGAUCGGAGGAGGCGCCAUGGAGCUGCUUGGGGGACUGAUUCCACUGGUGCUGGGAGGCGCGGGGGUGCUGCUGCUCUACCAGCUGCUGCAGAGGGUCCGACAGAGGGCCUAUAUCCAGGACGCAGUGGUGGUCAUCACCGGGGCCAGCUCUGGCCUGGGAAAAGAGUGCGCGCGGGCGUUCCACGCGGCGGGGGCCCGGCUCAUCCUGUGCGGGCGGGACCGCGCGCGGCUGCAGGAGCUGGUCCAGGAGCUGACGGAGGCGGCCGACGGCAAGAGGAAGACGUACAGCCCCAGCACCGUGACCUUUGACCUGUCGGACACCGAGACGGUGGCCAGCGCCGCGGAGGAGAUCCUGAGGUGUCAUGGCCACGUGGACGUCCUGAUCAACAACGCGGGCGUCAGCUAUCGCGGCGACGUCCUCACCACGCGCGUGGAGGUCCACAAAGAGGUCAUGGGCAUCAACUACUUUGGCUCCGUCGCCCUCACUCAGGCCAUCCUGCCGUCCAUGGUCCAGAGACGGAGCGGACACAUCGCGGUGAUCAGCAGCGUCCAGGGCAAGAUCGCCAUCCCAUUCAGAUCAGCCUACGCCGCCUCCAAACACGCCACCCAGGCCUUCUUCGACUGCCUGCGGGCCGAGGUGGAGCAGUACGGCGUGCAGGUGUCCGUCAUCAGCCCCGGAUACAUCAGGACCAGCCUGUCCGUCAAUGCUGUGACCGGGGACGGCUCCCGGUACGGGGUCCAGGAUAAGAACACGGCGGAGGGCCGGGACCCCCGGGAGGUGGCGGAGGCGGUGCUGAGGGCCGUGGGGCGCAAGAAGAAGGACGUCUUGCUGGCCGGGCUGCUGCCCACCCUGGCCGUCUACAUCCGGACCCUGUGCCCGCCGCUCUUCUUCAAACUCAUGGCCUCCCGCGCCAGGAAGGAGCAGAGGCCGAAGGAGGACUGACAGCUGGGCCCCACCCCUUCAUGCUGGGCCACGCCCCUUUACACUGGACUCCACACAUUCAAACAUGGCCCCGCCCCUUCACACUUGGUCCCGCCCUUUUACACUGGACCACAUCCCUGCACGCUCAAACCAGAAGGGGGAGGCAGCCAAAACCUGACCUCAUUCUUGUAAAACCGCUUCUUCUGGACCCGCAGGCAGAGCACUGCAUUGUACAAAGCAAACAGUCAAGCAAGUGUUUUAUUAUGAAAUUGACAAUACUGCAGGCUAAGGCUGGGAGGUGAUGUAUUUCAUGAUGAAAAUCAGCUUUUCUGAAAAAUCUUGUCCAGUAGGCAGUGAGAUUACACCACAGGCUUAUCUAACAUGGGCCAAUGGCGUUUAGAGGAACAGUCUAAACACAGUUGGCUAACGUGCUAACGCCAGACUCAGCUUUCAGCGCAAAUAACCAUAGAUGAAAAGCUUUUGGGGUAAAGGUAAAGAAUGUUUAUUCAGUUGUGUAAAUACACCGCUAAAAUCUCACUUCAUGAGUGGUACACGAUUCACCUUAACACUGAAGUCUAAUAAUGUGCUAUUUAAAUGCUACAAAAACAGAGAUGGGCACUGGGGUGAGAAGCUCUGGGUGAAUAUCUGAAAUGUUGAUCCCAUAAAUCGGUUCUGAGACCCAUAGCGGAGAGAGUUGCUCCGGGCUCAGCUACAUCACACAGAGCGUCAUGUUGCAUAUAAAGUGUGAAAGAUGCAGUCGGUGUCAUUUUUGGAAAUGUAAAUUUUCCCUGAAGUCUCUGCCUCCGAUAGCUGCAUUGUGUGUCCUCCAGGAUACUGAGGGUUUAGUCAGGCCAAGGAGACCAGGGGAGAAACAGUGCUUUAAAAAAAAAUAAUAAUAAUAAUAGCGGAAGAUUCAGGAGGAGUUCACGGACGUGCGUUUCUCAGUCUGAAUUCCGGAGGUAAACGCAGUAUGAGCCAACUUUCAGCCCCGAGGAAUUAAGCCGAGAGGUUUUUUUAAAGAAACCGCUAAACAAACAUUUGUCUUCUGGAAUAAACGACCGUGCAGAAAGCAUGCAUACGAA
This is a messenger RNA of Anguilla rostrata (American eel), 2823 nucleotides long. RefSeq names its product dehydrogenase/reductase (SDR family) member 7B (gene dhrs7b). Gene Ontology annotation, molecular function: oxidoreductase activity. The coding region runs from base 836 to 1762 and encodes 308 amino acids. The record is from RefSeq and is a predicted model, not a curated record. Gene Ontology annotation, cellular component: membrane. The transcript is spliced from 7 exons. Lineage: Eukaryota; Metazoa; Chordata; Actinopteri; Anguilliformes; Anguillidae.